This is a messenger RNA of Coregonus sp. 'balchen', 2600 nucleotides long. The record is from the annotation of a GenBank genome assembly. Lineage: Eukaryota; Metazoa; Chordata; Actinopteri; Salmoniformes; Salmonidae.
AUGACUCGGAGAGCUUAUCUCAGGUCCUCUGUGAUGGUAAGAGCUCCCCAGUUAGUCUCUCCAUCUGAAGAAGAAGCCGUUCUACAGCCCCAGGAAAUGUGCUCCAGCUUCCCUGGUGUUUGGCAAUAUGCCACCAGCUGUUUCCAAUGGUAACACCUUUCAAGAACUGGAGAGUGGAGCUAGAGUAGAGCCUGGUCUGGUUCAGGGAAGACUGUAUUGUUAUGUUGUGUUGGGCUAUAUGUAAUCCUGCUGUGCCUUUAUAAUGUUCUUCCAUCCCUCUCUCCUUUCCUUCUUCCAUCCCUCCCUCCUUUCCUUCUUCCAUCCCUCCCUCCUUUCCUUCUUCCAUCCCUCUCUCCUUUCCUUCUUCCAUCCCUCCCUCCUUUCCUUCUUCCAUCCCUCCCUCCUUUCCUUCUUCCAUCCCUCCCUCCAUUUCCUCCAGGGUUCUUUCCGUGGCCUGUCCUCCUCUCCAGCCAGACCUGCCAAGGCAGCCCCUAAGGGUGGGGAGAACGCUGUUGUGCGCCUCUUCAGAACAAUCGUGAGUCACCCUAUUUGCAUAGUUUGCCUACUACUGUUGAUGUUUGACUUGUUGAUAUGAGGGCGGCAGGAAGCCUACCAGUUAAGAACAGGAAGCCUAGCGUUUAAGAGCAGGAAGCCUAGCGGUUAAGAGCAGGUAGCCUAGCGGUUAAGAGCAGGUAGCCUAGCGGUUAAGAGCAGGUAGCCUAGCAGUAGAAAGAGCUUUAGGCCAGUAACCGAAAGGUCACUGGUUUGAAUCCCUGAGCCAACUAGGUGAAAAAUCUUGAGCAAGGCACUUAGCCCUAAUUGCUCCUGUAAAUCACUCUGGAUAAGAGUGUAUGUUAAAUGACUAAAAUGUAAUGAGAAAUACCCUGAUCUAUUGUAUUUCUAAAGGUCUGUGUCACUCUCUCCCCUCAGGUGUCCCCUGCCCCUCCUAAGUCUAGGGUGAGCAUUUUAUCUUACUCUUUGCCAAUAUUGUCCAAUAGAGGAGUUGAAGAUUGUUUUAGCCUUUGGAUGUGAUUGUGUAUUUAGCUUUGUUAACAUGUGACGUCACUGAAUGUCGUGCACAGUAUGUCACUGAAUCUGUGCUCUCUCUGAUGAUGCGAGCGUCUGCCUUACUCUGCUCUUCCCUGGAUGUGGACUCUCUUCUUGCUGCACUGCCUUUUCUCUGAGUAAGACUUGUGUUUAACUUUCCUCUCCUCGCCCCUGUGUCUCACUCCUGUCUAUUCCCUAUCUCUGUCUCUUACAUGUCCUUGUCCAGUGGACGGCAAUGACUGCGAAACUAGGCCUGGUACGUGGUUAAAUGCUACAGCUAAAGAAAACGAAGAGAAAAAUCAGAGGCCGUUCCUUAAACAAUAUAUUCUGUAGCCAUUUUAAGGCUUGAGAGCUUGUUGUAAUCCAUGCAUACAGUACAUGCAUAACGCCCUCAUUAGUUUUUCUCUUUUAUUAAAUCACGUUUUGAGUGGUUUUGUUUGGCAAGCUCUCCGCCUCUGGCUCAAUUGAAUAUCCAGUUCUUUAUUUGCUGAAGUCGUUUUUCCCUUUCGAUAUGAUAACCAGCAGCUUAAUCCUGCUUUUUCUUAUUCGCCCUGCUGAAUUUGAAGUCUCGUCCUCUUCUCUUGGCCCCUGUGUGUGUGUGUGUACGAGCGUGCAUGCCCGCGUGUGUGUGUGUGUGUGUGUGUACAUGCGUUUGUGUCUUUGUGUGUGUCUCUGUAUGUCUCUGUGUGUAUGUUUGUCAGUGGAGGCUGCUGAGUGGAGGACGGCUCAUAGCAAUGCCUGGAAUGGAUUCAAUGGAAUGCUAUCAACCACAUGGAAACCACACGUUUGAUACCAUUCCAUUGACUCCAUUCCAGUGUGUGUGUGUGUUGUGGGUGUUAUGAGUCACACAUAACAGCUAACACUAUAAAAAAAGGGAUGAGACCUUUAAAGCUCUUCUCUGAGGUAAGGGAUCUUUAAAUAACACUUUGAAGUGUUCCUCCCCACCAUUUAAUUAAUCCUUGUGUAUGUUUAUUGGAGUUUUACUUGAACAGUUCAGUCUAAUCCCCCUGUGAGAGUCAGAGUAGCUAAAGCUUAGCUGUUACUGAGAUUGAAUUUAGAAAGUGCUUAAGUGAAGCACUUCCACUUUGACUCAGAUUGAUUUGCUCCACUGCUUCAAUGCCACCACAAAUUAGCCACUUUUUGAUCCAGGCUGGUUGUGUUGUAGCCAUCUCUUCUAUAACCUCGUCACCUGCUGGCUCUCAGUUGAACCUGGGGACAAGGCUAUCGCUUCUAUUGUUUUAAUGCAACAGGAUAUUAUCAGAAAACAUUGUUUUGUACUAAAGAACCAUGCAAUACCCACGUAAGAUAUGUACAUAUGAUGCCGCUUUUUAGCCAUUAGUAAAUCAUUUCGAUGAACAAACACAGAGAUGAGUUGGCAAAAGCACACACUGACUGGGCCACCAUGCUAACUGACAACAACAAUAAUAAUAUGUCUCCCAGUGUCUUACCUCAUCCCUGCUCUCUUCCAGGGGUCUCAGAAGUCAACAGGAUCCGCUAAGGCGAAGAAGGCCGGUGCAGGAGACAGUGGAACCCUGUCCAAGAUCUUCAAAAUG